Molecule: messenger RNA, 920 nt
Organism: Harmonia axyridis
Lineage: Eukaryota; Metazoa; Arthropoda; Insecta; Coleoptera; Coccinellidae
Gene: Prosbeta7
Product: proteasome subunit beta type-4
Exons: 4
Coding region: 98-865 (255 amino acids)
Cellular component (GO): proteasome core complex
Source: RefSeq, a predicted model, not a curated record
AGUAAAAAUUGAUUGGUUUGAUGGAAAAUUGAAAAUCAUCGUCGUUGUUCAGACAUCAAAUUAAGAAUUCUCAAUUUAAUAUUUAUCCUACCUAAAUAUGUUUCAAGAAGCUCCUCCUUUAUGGCAAAAUGGUCCAGCUCCUGGAAGUUUCUAUAAUUUCCCAAAUACAACUUUUAAUAAUCUAGCUAAUUCUUCAGAUGCUAUUAAACACUCACAAUCUCCAGUAACUACAGCUACUUCAAUCGUUGCUCUAGUGUAUGACAAAGGAGUUAUUAUUGCUGGUGAUCUUUUGGGUUCAUAUGGAUCCUUAGCUCGUUACAGAAAUUGUCCUCGAGUAAUGCAAAUUAAUAGUAACAUCAUUUUGGGAGCUGGAGGAGAUUAUGGUGAUUUUCAAUAUGUAAAGGCUUUGAUUGAUCAAAAGAUUAUCAAUGAGGAGUGCCUUGAUGAUGGUGUAAAGUUAAAGCCCAAAUCACUCUAUUGUUGGUUGACCAGAAUUUUGUAUAAUAGACGAAGCAAAUUUGAUCCCUUCUGGAAUAAUUUUGUUGUUGGAGGAAUUCAGGACGGUACUCCAUUUUUGGGAACAGUUGAUAAACUUGGUACAGCUUAUGAAGAUAAAAUCAUCUGUACAGGUUAUGGUGCUCAUAUUGUCACCCCUAUGCUACGAGCAGCAAUGGAUAAGAAUCCAAAUAUAAAGAAAGAUGAAGCUAAGGCUUUAAUGCAUAAAGCUUUAGAAAUUUUAUUUUAUAGGGAUGCAAGAAGUUAUCCCAAAUACCAAGUUGCUACUAUUGAUGAAAUUGAAGGUGUACAAAUAGAUGGUCCCAUUGAUGUUGCUCAGAAUUGGCAAUUAGCUAAUCUGAUUCAUUGAAGCUGUUUUUAUAUUUGCUUUUUAUUUAAUAUCAAUAAAACAGUUUUUGUAUAUA